GGGGCGUCCUGAGUCCAUGUCGACAUGGGCGUAGGGUCUCCUCUCCUCUCGUCCCUCUCCUCCCUGUUUUCCAGCGAUGCUGCAGAAGACUCUUCAUCACUGAUAACCUGGAUGUGUCCCCGCUGCUCCUUCUCCUUCUCCUCAGCCGAGCUCCAGGAGGAUUACCUCCGUCUGAAGAACGGAUAAGGACCCUGGAUGUCACGAAGACCCAUCUUUAAUAUUAGGGAUGAUAAACAAAAUCACAGGCGUUGUGGAACGACAUGUGAAAAUCAAUUUCAGCCUCCUGCUGUGCGACUUACACUCUUGGAUGGGCUCUCAGACGUCCCUGUGAUGGUAGCCAUGGAUGAUUAAUUUUAAAACUGCUCUUGAGGGCGCUGUUAACUCAGAGCUGUUUCCAAAAUGUGCGAUCGGGGAGAGCCCUUUGGCGAGGGGGAGGUAAGGAAUAAUAACCAGCAGGGGGGCGUGCUGGCUGACGGGGAUGCCAACGCCAAUGAAAUCCGAACAGAGGAUGGAGGGAGGACGGGUGAUGCAGGCACUCUGUCGGUGCUGACGACAGAAACAGCUGAGCAGGAUAAAGUCAUUAUCUGGGGUACAGACUCUCAGUGUGACGAUCCUGAGCUGGCUGAGUUCGAGAUGCUGGAGUGUCAGGAGCUGGAGGCUUACCUGGUCGAGGACGAGGAGGACUUUGUGGGUCUGACAGAGCGGACGGAGCAUCAAGGACAGCCUUUGAUGUGCGACAAAGCCAGAGAAGAACAACCGGCGGAUAAGAAGAGCAGGGAAGAGAGGAAGUCUGUUCUGCAAGGUGCCAGCGAGCAGGAAUCCAGUGUGUCACAUGUUUCUGAGAGCAGAGAUGCAUCAGGGAGCUCAGAGGCAGACGUCUUUGUAACCUGUCUGUCCACCAUUUCAAACAUGGAUACAGCCAUGGACGCUGCAGGCAGGACCCAAACAACAGACUCCUGGCACAAUGCCUCUGGUCCUUAUUCAACCAUCUCAGAGGACCUGACUCUGGUUUCACAGACUUGCAAUACAGUCUCAGAAAGAAGUAAGGCGGAUCAUUCUUCCCGCUAUCAUGGAAAAAGCACAAAACACAGGAAAGAUGUGGACAUGAAUUUGAAUACGACAGUUCACUCAGAGGAGGAAGCACAAGCUAGCAACAGAAAUGUUCAGGGUAAAGACGUCCUUGAUGAGAGCAGGAAGAACAAUAACCAGAGAAAUAAAGCAGGGAAUACAGAGCGAGACGGUGAUCAAAGGAGGAGUACUGAGCACAAGGGUUUACCCACCAUAACACAGUCACCCGAGGAAAGCAACAUUAAAAUGGAUAAAAGCACACAAGCUGAUGACGCCCCUGAUGUGAACUACAGCCCACCCAGAACAGGCACCAAGGGGACGCAGUCAUCCGUUGAUUCCAAAGCCAUAAAGAAACAAGGAUCAUUUGAUUCCUCAUUGAAAAAACAAAACUCUUUUGACAGGAGUUUUAAAAAGCAGCCAUCGUUUGAGAACUCCUUCAAGAAGCAGCUCUCCUUUGAUAACUCUUUAAAGAAGCAGGGCUCCUUUGAGAACACUGUCACCUCUGGCUCUUCAAGUCUGGAGAGGAGGAAGCCGUGGGGAAGCCCGAGUCGACCAGCAACUCCUUCUUCCCCUAAGACUACCUCCUGUUCCCCCAAGAGACGACCGCCCGGUUCACCAGCAAAGGUUCAGGGCAUCAGAGCGCUGAGCUGUGAGCGCAGCGACUCCCCUCAAAGAGGUUUUGUUCAAACAGUCAAACCAGCUGUCAAGACAAGUUUGAGCAGCGGCAUCCCAAAACCUGUCACCUCUCAGCAGAAAGAGCCUGAGCUUAAGCCUAAAAACGUCCGACCCAAAAUCAUCACCUACGUCCGAAAGAAUCCUCAAGUAAAACCGGACCCUUCUCUCGAAACCUCUUCAAUGAGGCUUUCAGCUUACUCCAGCUCACAAGCUCCGAAAGAUCUCAAACCUGGUCCUCAGCCUAAAUCCACACAGGUGCUGUGUUCCUCCAACCUGCUGUUUGAUAAAUAUCGACAGGAGAUGCAGAAGACGGGGCUCUAUCCUCCAGGCGUGGCUGCAAAUGGAAUGAAACCUCCGAGCAGCUCCAUCGCUCAGAGGCAGGGCGGGAAGUCUGACAGUUUUCACGAGGACUCACCGGAGAAAUACCUGCAAGAGCAUGUUUCCCAAGAAGGAGGCAGUGCAUACCGCUCCCCCAGAACUCUGAGGCCUCAGCUGGGGUUAGGGGCUGUCACCAGGCAGCCUGCAGCCAAGACCAGAGUUCAGCAGCCAGGUCAAAGGUCAGCAGCGGCUCCAAGUCAUUCUUCCCAGGCAGCCGGAGCGUCCAGCCAAGGCCACCAGGAGCAUACAGCAGACCAGAAGAGGUCAGCAGAAAGAGGUCCAGAAACAUCCACUAAGAACCCCCUGCUCAAACCAGGCCAGUCUGGUCUGCGUCCCCCAGGUUUCUCCGCCCUGCCGGCCUCCCGUCUGGCCACCUUUGGCUUCGUCCGCACCUCCAGCGUCUCGUCUGUGUCCAGUAACCAAUCGAACGACAGCAGCCACAGCGAUCCCAGCAGACCUGCCCAGUAUCCAAGCAGUGGCAGCGAUGACACACCUCUCCACAGAGCCGCUGAAGCCUCACCCGUUCAAAUCCGCACUCACCCUCCCAACGCCCCCAGCCUGCAGCGCCGCAGUCUGCCGCCCCAACGCUGCUCCCCACUCGCUUCCAGAAAAGAGAUGCAGAAGGACAUCGAGGCUGUUUUGCCACCAAAGUCAUCUCCCAGAAGAUUUGCAGUGGUGUCACCCAAACCACAGUCUCCUGUCCAAGGGCGGACAGCAGCAGUUUGUGGAUCUAUCCAGACUGAAAGGAACCAGGAAUUGGACCGGGCUCUGAUCCAACAGCUUCGGGAACGCUGUGAGCAUCAGGAGCUACAGCUGCAGAGUCUGCAGGCCCAGUUAAAGAAGGCUUCUCUGUGCAUGGAUGUGUUCAGUAUCACCACCCAGCACUUCUGUCUCAAGAGCGAGAGUGCCUUUGUGAAGGAGAGGGAACUGUCCCUGGAGCUCGCCAGGAUCAGGGAUGAAGUGGCUUUCAGUGUUGCACACUGGGAGAAACUGCAGCAGGAGAAGGGGGAACAGGAGCGUCGUUUCGAGGCGGAGCUGCAGGGACUGCGGGCGAAGCAGCAAAGGGAGCUGGGAGCACUGGAGGAGCGGCUGAAGGCCCAGCACACGGCGGAGGCCAAAAGCCUGCAGGCCGAACACCGAGGAGAGCUAGAGGAGCUACGAUUCAAACAGCAGGAGCAGCUUGAGGAGAUGAGUGAGAACCAUGAGGCAUCUUUGAUUGAGAUGGAGACGGCUCACAACGACACACUGGCCACUCUGCAGGAGGAACAUGCCAGGACUGUGAAGAAUCUGAAGAUGGCCCACGAGCAGCAGACAAAGUCUCUGGAAGAAGAGUUUGAAAAGAUCAGACUGUCCCUGCAGGAUCAGGUGGACACGCUGACGUUUCAGAACCGUAGCCUCAGAGAUCGAGCAAAGCGCUUUGAAGAAGCUCUGCGCAGGAGCACAGAUGAGCAGAUAGUGGAUGCUUUGGCGCCAUAUAAACACAUCGAGGAGGACCUGAAGAGUCUGAAAGAAGUGCUGGAGAUGAAGAAUCAACAAAUUCAUCAACAGGAUCUGAAGAUCACAGAGCUGGAGAAAAUAGCUGAAAAGAAUGUGUACCUGGAGGAGAGACUGCAGGUGUUGCAGCAACAGAACGAAGACCUGAAGGAACGAAUUGACAAGAAUGUUGCCGUGUCCAGGCAACUCUCCGAGGAUAACGCCAACCUGCAGGUUAAUGUGGAGAAGGAGAGCAACGAGAAAAAGCGUCUGAGUCGCACCAACGAGGAGCUGCUGUGGCGCCUUCAGACCGGAGAGCUCAGCCCUCACAUGUCCCCCAGCUCCUCACCCCUCCAUCGGCCCCUCUCUGGACCCGGCUCCCCCGCCCGCCCACACUCCUACCAUCAAUGACACUCUCCUCGGAAGCUCCUGUAUCAGACGCUGACUUUUAUCUGGCAUUUUAUAACUUUGAAUGUUAUUCUCAGUGACAAAGAAUGGAUCUUACUCUUAAGAAGUUGGACGGACACACAUCAGGUUGUUUCUUGGGAAAAUGCUGCUCAUUCUUGUGAUGCAUUCGCAAAGUUCAAGCCCAGGAAUUUUAACGUCAAACUGAAAGAAAUGUAUUACUGAUCAAGAAGGGACUUCUCUGCGCUCCUCUUUUUUCUACCCACCCUGAACGCCCCGCAAACAGAUGAGCUGUGAUGCUGCAGCAGAUGAAGGAUCCGGUCAUUGUAGACUUCAGAGAGCAGGAUCAGAGUUACUGUGCCUCAUUUCAAUGUUUUCACCUCCAUGUACAGUACAUCAACACCUUCUCAUCCAGCGCUCAGGAUGAUGGAUGUGUGAGACAACCAAACAUAAAAAGUGCAACAACCAUUACAAGAAGCGCCUUCUCCUGUCCAUUUGUUACCCACCAGCAACGUCUAUCAAGGCAUGGGCAAUACAAAUCUACCUACAAUGAGUAACUCUCCAAGUGUGGACUCUUCUCUGGGCUGGUUUUAUCUGUCAUGAUCUGGAGUGUAUGUCCAUCUAACCUCAAACAUACAUCCUACUGUCUACUCAAGCCCCUGAAGAUCAGUGAUGACCUGAAAUGUAAAAUCUCAACAACACAACAUCUCAUGAAUCCAUUGAACUGCCAACAAAGUGUAAUUACAAUAUCAAUAAUAACCUGUUAAAACUGUACAUGUAUUGCUCUCUUAAAAGCAUGAUCUGUCUUCCAGCUCUAAUGAAUAUUAUUUAAGGAUUACCUUAGGUGUAGUUUCCUCUGAUUUCUAGUAAAACUGCAGGAUUUCCCUAAAGGACAACAAGAAACUAAUCAUUGUGUUUCACACUUAGGAUUUUCUAUGUGCGGUGACGCCCUCACCGUCAGUCAGAGUAGAAAUAAGAACAUUUCCCCCAAAAAAAUCAAAGUGCAGAGUCUGCAGAAAAAACACCAAAGUGGAAAUCAUGAAACACAGCAUUUUAUCAUGUACUGUAGCUGAUGGAAGUCUGCAGCUCAGUGCUGCAGAAUCAGCCAUAAACGGUGCAAACAUUGCCGUUCCUUUCAAAAAUCAAACCCACCUGUUCAUUCUGACUUCUUUGUAAAGUUUCACAUCUUUCACUUUUUUUUAUUUUUAUUUUGAAGUGUACCUUAUCGUCGCUCUUGCAGCUGACUUGGAUUGCUGAUGUUUCCUCCAUUGAUGAUUGUUUUCUGUUUUUGAACUUGACCACAAAAACGUGAUUGGCUAAUGUGAUGGACAACUGAAUGACGAUCUCACUGACUCAUGCUAGCUCCAACAGACUUUUGGCUAAACUCUAAAUCUAGUUUAAGAUUCAUCCAAAUGAGUAAGAACAUCCUGCAAACCUUCAAACUGUUACCUCAUGUCUCAUUGUGGAGAAUAAUCUCAGGUGUUGAGGAGAAGAAACUGCCAUAACUUUUUUCUUUUUUUUAAAUGAUUGUACUUUUUGAGUUCUUACUUUGCUCAUGUUUACAUAACCGGUCAGCUCAACUGUCUGAUAUCAUUUCUUAUAAAUAAUUUGGAUGUAGAUAAUGUUAACCUAUAUUACAGAGCAUAGUGCAGUCAACACAUAUAUACAUAUAGAAUGAAGCUAUACUGCUUUAUUAUAGCACUCUGCUGUAAUGAUCGGCUCCCUCAGACACACACAAUGUGGUAAACAGCUCAAACAGGGAUUUGUUUGCAGCAGAACAACAAGCAGGUUCUAUUUAACAUGAUGGACUUCAUGGAAACAAAGUGGAAAAGACAUUUCUCUCCGUCAGGUUCUCUGAUUGCACUGAGUGUCUCUGUGUCCUGUGGACAUGAUCUCAUUAACUGAAUGUUUGUUGAACACUAGAAUAAGAGCUUUUGUUUACAGUUUAUGUCCAACGUGGGAGAAGGAUGUCGUGUCACGUGAUGUCUUUACUUCUGCUCAUUGUUUACGGGACUUCUGUUCUUAUGAUCCUGCUCACUGUUUCACAACUUCUGGAUGAGUUUAUAUGAAAGCAUGUCUUUAUAAUGUCGUUGUGCAUUAUUUUUGUUUACAUUUCUUGUGCAUAACAUUUAUUUAUUUAUUUGUUUUGUGUCCUACUCAAGAACUGCACCUGUAGCUUAGCUGGUUAAAUUAUUGUGAUCAGUGAUGAGACACUAACGUCUAAAUGUUGCACUUUGUAUUUAAGUAUUAAAUCACAAUAAGAAAAUAA
Messenger RNA from Notolabrus celidotus (New Zealand spotty), 6268 nucleotides. RefSeq names its product microtubule associated tumor suppressor candidate 2b (gene mtus2b). Lineage: Eukaryota; Metazoa; Chordata; Actinopteri; Labriformes; Labridae. The transcript is spliced from 15 exons. Gene Ontology annotation, molecular function: microtubule binding. The coding region runs from base 400 to 4005 and encodes 1201 amino acids. The record is from RefSeq and is a predicted model, not a curated record. Gene Ontology annotation, cellular component: nucleus; cytoplasm.